UUUAUAUACACUUGAAAUUGGAUAUCUAAAAAUCCAUAUUGUAUUUGUGAUAGCAAUGCAUUUCUCUAUUCCUGAUACACAGGAAUUGUAUUCCGAAACAACUGGUACUACCUACACAAGUUAUAACAUCUAUAUAAAUGGAACUUUUCACGCCUGCCUACGUUACAAACAGCUACAUGCCCUCAACGAACAGUUGCGAAGACAACUUUUGCCCAUUGGCCAUGUUAUGCCAGAAUUUCCACCCAAGAAGUUUUUACCGUUGACAAAUUCGCAAGUCGAAAGCCGACGUCAGGCCUUGGAACACUAUUUGCAAUUGCUGGGUCAAGAUGCACGUGUCUCAAAGCUUCCGAUCUUUCAACAAUUCUUUUUGAACGCCCAACUGGAAACGGCUCUCUCCGAUGGUAUAUUCGAAGAGUAUUUCGGUUAUGGCACAGAGGAUGGUGACUCAUCCUCGACCAGAGUUGAGGAGUAUAUGCGCUGUACAUGUCUUGAAGUCAUACUACCAAAUGGUUAUCAGCUAAAGGUGGACAGCUAUGUGUCGGACAAUGCAACAGCGCUAUUGCGAAAGGCAUUGACGAGUGUACAACUGCCUGCCGAUAUGAUGCCAUACCUUUGUUUGUUUCUGGUGCGUCGUGAGAGCAAAGACUCGUUGGUGUUGUUGCGAAAACUAAUGGACUUUGAGUCGCCUUUUGUGUCACGACUUUACAACCAACCGUGCCAAAUUCAAAUACGUAAAAGCUAUUGGAAUCCCGCCUAUGAUCUGGUGCUAAUGAAAAAUCCUAUUGCCUGUAAUCUACUUUUUAUGCAGACUGUUUCGGAGGUUGAACGUGAGUGGAUAAUAGCGUCGGCAGAGGUGUUAAAGAAAUUGAAAUCCCUACAAGAAUACGGUAUGCACAAAGAAUAUAUUGAUAUGGCACGGCAAUUGCCAUUAUAUGGUUGUCUGCAGUUCCAGGCUUCAGUUGUGGACUAUCCGGAACCGGAAACAACGGCCUUAAUAGCAAUAGGUAACAAAGAAUUGAGUAUGCGAACUAUGCAACAGGACAAAAUAUUGGAGACGAAAUUUCGGGUCACGCGUAUGCGAGUGUGGCGCGUUACGGCGUUGCACAAUAGCCAGCAAACGGAAAGUAAAGAGAAAACCUCCAAUUUGCAGUUGUCAUUUGAAUAUUUAAUGUCGAAACAAAAUCUACGAUGGAUAACCAUCAGUAGUCCACAGGCUAUGCUGAUGUCUGUUUGUUUACAGGAAAUGGUCAAUGAAUUGCUCAAUUAUAAGGAUAAUAACAAAGAACCGGCUGCAACGCCCACAGGCAGCAAUUCAAUGCAAACAACUUGCUCAUCAUCAUCGUCUACAUCGUCGUUUACCUAUCCCACACCAACAUCCUCAUCAUCGUGUUCGUCUUCCUUUACAUCCAAUACUACCACUCCGCCCCAAGGUAAUUCCAGUAGUUAUGUGCAAUCGUAUAAUGAUCAGUUAAUGGGUCGGACGGAGGAGCAGUCUAGCCCUUCACCAUGUGAUACAAGAACUACUGCAACUGAGGCGCCAAUUAAAUUUUUAGCUCAACGAAUUUUAAGCAAACAAAAUCCUAGAAUAUCAAAGCAACAUUCCUAUGGUGCUGUCUUCUUUCGUAAUUCGAUUUUGGCACGUGAUGAUUCAGUGCAAAAUGAGGCAUUCGAAGGUAUUGCGGAUGAUGAUUUAUAAAAUGGU
This is a messenger RNA of Musca vetustissima, 1702 nucleotides long. It is a transcript of the gene Snx17, whose product is annotated as sorting nexin-17. The transcript has a single exon. Gene Ontology annotation, cellular component: early endosome. The coding region runs from base 56 to 1696 and encodes 546 amino acids. Gene Ontology annotation, biological process: intracellular protein transport. Gene Ontology annotation, molecular function: phosphatidylinositol binding. The record is from RefSeq and is a predicted model, not a curated record. NCBI's taxonomy places the organism in Eukaryota, Metazoa, Arthropoda, Insecta, Diptera, Muscidae.